AUGUCCGAAGCCUCUUCAGCUGGCGAAAGGUCCACGCAAAUCCUUUUGCCCUCGCCACCCAAGCCGUCUGCACGGCAAUGGACCCUGCCGAGUACAUAUAAUGCAAACGCACAGAGUGGCAGUCGUCUGCUCUCACUGCCAGCUGAGCUCGGGCAUCACAUCCUGUCUUAUGUUCCGCCCUCGUCGGUUCUCAAGCUGGCUCUCGCCGGCCGCAAGGCAGCAGACCUGGUGUACGGACUCUCUCCUACCGUGACUGACAAGUGGCGUCGGCAGGACUAUCGCUCAGAUGAUCCGGACGCAAAGACGUGUCUGAUCCGGUCCGGCAAGAUCGACGCAGAACUCAAGUCGUCGGGCGAUGACACGAUGGGUCCAUGCCAGGUGUAUCAUUACACCUUUCGGCCGCCUCAACCCUGCGGCUGCGGCAAGACGACAGGCUGCGAUGAUUGUGCGAAGGAUGAGACGGGCGAAGCAUGGGUCAAUGAGGGUCAAUUAUCUGCCGAACUCCCCAUCAUCCGCGAAGACUGGAUGCUAUCGGCUCCGAAACUUCACACUCUCAUUGUGACGAUCGCUCACCACCGCGACACCGUCCUGCCCCAUACAGGGGAACCAUCGCUGGAAUUCGGUCUCAAGGCCCUGACAACCAUCACCGACGCGCUUCACCAGUCGGCGUCCACCGAGCAACAGGGGAUAUUGCCUCUCUUGAUCAUCGAGUCUGACGGGCACGCACUUACGGAUUUCGGACCGACACUUGCUCCUGUGUGUGAGGCACGCGUGAUCAUUGAGAAUGGCGGAUUCUAUCUCGUCCCCAGGGUGGAUACGAUGGUCCACGUAGAGCGUCCAGGGGGAAAGCUCCAGGAUACCUCCUCCAUCCCGAUGGAACCCACGCUCCUUCCACUGAUGGUGACAUUCGGCCGUGGUGUCAAGACCCUUGUGACAGUCUUUGAUACGCUUGGUCACCCGACUUUCCCGUACGACCAGUCGGACACGGAUGUUGAUCCCUCUCAGCACUUUGACUCACUGGUAAGGGGUACAGCCCGCAAUACCUGCAUGGCGAAUGAUUGCAGAAUUCGACACAUUAUGCUCGGAGCCGGCAAAUUCGACCGAAAGGCAUUCGAUCUCGAUCCUUCAUGGUCAGAUGACGAGGUCGCUGCGCACUUCGAAGAAAGGGUGCUUGCGGAAAUGUCUCAACUUCACCCCAGCCGGCGUUCCGAGCUCAGCGUCAUAGCGGCAGGACUGGAGGGCCGCAUGCCGUGGCAUACCGACGAAGAGUGGUCUCAGAUCGAGUCUCGCCGCGCGGCGCGGGAGAACACUCAUUGUGAUUGA
This is a messenger RNA of Dioszegia hungarica, 1323 nucleotides long. RefSeq lists its product as uncharacterized. The transcript has a single exon. Bases 1 to 1323 code for a protein of 440 amino acids. NCBI's taxonomy places the organism in Eukaryota, Fungi, Basidiomycota, Tremellomycetes, Tremellales, Bulleribasidiaceae. Gene Ontology annotation, molecular function: protein binding. The record is from RefSeq and is a predicted model, not a curated record.